ACAAACGCAUUUGAAGAAAACAGAAAGCGAAAGUAGUAAGUAAGUGUCAGAGAUGUUUAGCUCGCACGAUUACAUCAAUAGAAAAACAGGUCCUUAUGGAACAGGGAGACUAAGCUAUUUACAGUCGCUUGUAACAGAAUUUCAAGAUACAAAUGAUAGCGAGGCAAAAGAGCAAGUGCUUGCAAAUUUAGCCAACUUUGCUUAUGAUCCUAUCAAUUAUGAAUACUUUAAAAAAUUAAACAUUGUAGAUCUCUUUCUUGAUUGCCUUGAAGACAGCAAUGACCGCAUAGUUGAAUUUGGAAUAGGUGGUAUUUGCAACUGUUGUUUAGAUAAAGAAUUCAAGCAGCACAUUCUAAACUCUGGCGGAGUUGAUCUUAUAGUAAAGUGUCUUUCAAGGCCAUUAGAGAAUACAGUCAUGUCAGCUAUCACAACUCUUAUGUUUUUAGUUACACCACAAUCCAAAGCAGAAAUCACAAUUCUACCAAUUGUAGAAUGUAUGCUGCGAAUUUCUUCUAGCAGUAAUAAGCAGUUGGCUAAUCUUGCUCAAAUAUUUUUACAGGAUUACUGUACAACAGACCAGAUAGAUGAAGCCAAGAAAUUUCAACAGGAAAUGACAGCUAAAUUUGUCGAUUGAUUUUUUCAAGCACCAGAUCUUAAAAUAAUAUGUAUACACACAGUUAAACUUUACUGCCU
Physella acuta is the source of this 693-nucleotide messenger RNA. Its product is annotated as armadillo repeat-containing protein 7. Lineage: Eukaryota; Metazoa; Mollusca; Gastropoda; Physidae. The record is from RefSeq and is a predicted model, not a curated record.